Messenger RNA from Dunckerocampus dactyliophorus (ringed pipefish), 6113 nucleotides. Its product is annotated as GTPase IMAP family member 7-like. Lineage: Eukaryota; Metazoa; Chordata; Actinopteri; Syngnathiformes; Syngnathidae. The record is from RefSeq and is a predicted model, not a curated record. The coding region runs from base 535 to 1548 and encodes 337 amino acids. Gene Ontology annotation, molecular function: GTP binding. The transcript is spliced from 3 exons.
CAUGCUAACCACUCGGCCAUGGCGUGUCACUCAAGGUUAUUGACUGAUUAUUCAUUUUCAUGAAGAAGAGAAGAAGAAACUAAGUACAAAAACAUGAAUCAGGUGGACUCUCUCAAUCAUGCAAAUAGGUGUCUCACUUCUGAGGAAAGGCGAUGUCAACAAAGGAUGUGAUGUCUCCUCCCUGCUCUUUAAACAAUCUGUCCGAGCAAAAGCUCUGGGAAAAUCAACUAAUAUUAAUUACUGAAAGAGCUGGAAUGCUGCUGAAGUGUUGCCUUUCGUUUCUCUAAAAUAAUUGUCUUCAUAAUCCAAACAGCUCAGUAUACAGAGAGCCUAAGAUUGCCGGUGUGGGGAUUCACAGUCUCAGAUUCAAUGUAAAGACAAUACGUGGAAAUAGGAAGCACCCUGUGCAGGACCCGCACUUCCAGAAAUUUCCCAGUCAAACAAAUGGGAGAGCUGAGUUGAGAAGCUGAAUAAAUUCUCAAUUCAGACCUGGAAUAAGACACUUGGCCACCUGCUAACUGGAAAUUUAAAGUAAUGGCUGAAGCAAUACCUCUGCGGGAAAAGAAGCAGAAAACUCUACCUCGACCUGAUGGGUGUGGUCUGAAUAACUUUGAUGCUCUAGAUCUGUCUGGAGGCCUGAGAAUAGUCCUGGUGGGAAAAACUGGAUCAGGAAAGAGCGCAACAGGAAACACCAUACUUGGCAGAGCUGCCUUCAGAGAGGAUCCCAGCCCCGUGUCUGUGACCAAACACUGUGAGACGCAGAGCGGGGAAGUGGAUGGGACAGCAGUGCAGGUCAUUGACACGCCAGGCCUGUUUGACACCGCCAUCACAGAAGAAGAGUUGAAGUCCAGGAUAGAGGAAUGUGUCAAGAUGUCAGUGCCGGGCCCUCACGCUUUCCUGUUAGUGAUCAGGCUUGGCGUGAGGUUCACCGAGGAGGAGAGAAAUGCUGUGAAGUGGAUCCAGGAUAACUUUGGCGAUGAUGCAUCCAUGUACACCAUCAUGCUGUUUACGUGCAAAGACCAGGCCAAAGCUGACAACGCCCUGAAGGAGUGCAAGGAACUGCGCAGACUGUCCAUUACAUUCGGACGCAGAUACCAUGCCUUCAACAACAACGACGCAGACGAUCGAGUCCAGGUCAAGCAGCUUGUCACCAUGAUCAAAGAAAUGAUACAAGACAACGGCGGCAAACACUACACCAAUGAAAUGUAUGAGAAAGCGCAAAGCAAGCUGAAAGAGGAGGAGGAGCGGAAGCGACAAGAGGAGGAAGAGAAGAAGCAGGAGGAGAGAAAAAUAUGGAAUGCAGAGAGAGAGAGGCAAGAGAAGGAGAGGGAAAAGCAGAACAAGGUUAAAAGAAAGAACGUCCGCGUGGCAUCGGCGGCCGCUGUGGUGCUGGUGUUGGCUGGCGUGGUUAUAGCAGUGGGGGCAGAUACCACAGUGGCGCUGGCUCUUGGAGCACCAACACUUCUCCUGGGAGUGUUAUGUGGCUUAGCUGCUUUUUGUUUGUGGAAAGGAGUGAGAUGCAAAGCUAAAUCGGAUUUUCCUGCAUAGAUGAAGGUCAUUGCUAAGGACAUAUUGUACCAUCUGCAGAAUAUGACCCCCAGUGUGCACGUUCAGCAAACACAGUAUUUGUUUUUACUCUAUAUCAGUGAAUUAUGUCAUUUUGGAAUCUUCUAUUUGCAGAAUUAAACCAUUUCCGCAGAAGUAUGCAGCACCAACAACAAACAUGCUCUCAUUUAUACUUCCAACGGCAUGAUGCUGACUUUUUAAUAAUAAUAAUAAUAUAUACAGCUGGUCCCACCUUUUUGCAGGAAAACAAGUAACUGAGAUGACCAUAUAAACGCCUAUUUUAACACUUUAACACAAACCAACAGGAGGUCAUCAAACCAAACGCCUCGCUCACUCACGGUGAAAGAAAAAUUUAACAAAAAGUAGCACAUGUGGAACACACAAUGUAACUGCACCACACAGACUAUGUGGGUAUUAAAAUAAAGGCUUACACACUAAUUAUUCAUGCAAAGCAAUACUAUUUUAUACUAAUUUCAUAAUCCGCAGGGCAUGCUGGGUAACUUCCUGUUGGAGAAGUGUGCGUGUGAGCUUUCCAUCAUGCUUUACGGGGUAUAAGUGUGAAAUAGUAUUGUUUUGCAUGUAUAUUAGUGUGUAAGCGUCUAUUUCGAUAGGGUAUACUCAUACACACAUCUUCCAUAUGUGUGACUUGUCGUGUUAUUUUAGGUUGCACUGAGAGUGAGGUAGGCAUUUGGGUUGAUAAGCUCUUGUUGGUUUGAUGUGUGUAAGUGUAAACAUUAAGCUGAUUCACUUGUUGAUGUUUGUUCUGUGUGACUCGAGCUUUUCCAGUGUCAGAUUAGAUGGGCUUUCUACCAAUACGCAGCCUAAUUAUGGAGAUUCCCACAUGGAGAUUCAUUUACAAACAGUGUGACUCUUAAUUACAGUAGAAUAAAUGUGCCACAACAGUCCCAAGUGAUGAUUUUAGUCGUAUUUUUUACUGUAGGUGUCAUGCGCUGUCUAUAUAAUUAGAAACAUUACGGGGUCACUUCCCGAAAGGAAAUGAGAGACAAUGGGAAAUGUCUGCACGCCAGCCAUUUAAGAAAGGAAACAUCCUGAGGCGCAACCUUACUCUAUACUCCGAUGAUGUCACUGCUAGCUCAGCACAUCAUUUUUCAUGGUAUCCUCAACCAAAAAAUGUUUUUCCUGAAAUGUCACCAUUUUCCAGCUGUUAAAGAUUGAGCCAGCAUGUGUGUUGUGAGAGAGGCCAUAGCUCUUUGGAAAUCUUAUCCAAGACUCUAGAUCAGGGGUGUCCAAAGUAUGGCCCGGGGGCCAUUUGCGGCCCGCGGCUGUGAUUUUUUUGGCCCGCCGCACAGUCUAAAAAUGUAAUUUAACAAGGAAACUUAAAAAAAAAACAACAACAGCAGCAGCAAAAUGGGAAAAUCAAGCAAAAGUCAAAAAUAUUAAGAGAAGAGUUGUAAUCUAGCGAGGAAAAAAAGUCAUAACUUCUCAAGAAGCAUUUUUUUUAGGUAAUAGUAUGAAGAAAAAUGUCAUAUUAGCAGCAUGAUGUUGAAUUAUUAAAGUUAUUUUUCUUAAAAUAAAAAACAAUGAAUAAAGUUGCAAUUUUUGUAAACUUAGGUUGGGGGGAAAUUGAUAACAUGGAAAUAAAGUCAAAAUAUUAGGAGAAAAGAAGUUGAAAUAUUUGGAAAAUUAUUUUUAAAAAAAUCAACAGCAGAAAUUUUACCAGAGUAAAGUCAAAAUAUUACGAGGAAAAAAUCGAUUUCUAAUUUGAAAAAAUAUGAGAAUAAACUCAUUUCAGUAACAAUGUUGAAAUAAAGAAAAAAAUAUAAUUGCAUAAUUGCAUAUAAAUUUACAAGAGGAAACAAUGAUGGAUGAAAUGAAACAGUUGGAAAAUAAAAAAAAAAAAUUAGCAGAAAUGAAGAACAGAAGUGCCAAUUUUACAAGAAUAAACUCAUAUUAUUAUAGAAAAAAUGUCAUUUUUAGUAGCAUUUCACCUAUAUUACAAAUAUAUUACAAAGGUGAAAUGCAGUUUUUUCUUGAGCUACAUAUAGCUUCUUAGCAUAUCUCAAUGUGUUGGUUUACAAAAUAUCAAAGUGGCCCUUGCAUCCUUUCAUUUUUCAGUAUGUGGCCCUCGCUGGAAAAAGUUUGGACACCCCUGCUCUAGAUCAAUGAAUCUAAGCACACUAGCCACAACUUUAAGUACACCUUGCACAAUCUAACGAGAUCCAAUGCAGGACCUGUAGCAGAAAUUCUGCAUUAAAAAGGUAAUAAUAUAAAGUUUAUUGACACUGUUAAUAAAAAGGCUAUUGUUUCCGAAAGUAGAAUUGCAGUAUUUUGCACGGAGGGGUAGUUGUAACAUUUUGACCUACAUGUAACUUAGUAGUGUGAUCACAAUAUUAGAGAUGGUGUUAAAUUAAUUACCAAAACGGAGCACUGUUAUCGUUGUAGACUUUAGAAAUGUUGAUUCCUCUUCUUCAGCCACGAAAAUGUUAAAAUGAAGACAAAUGCAAUUACAAAUACUACCUUAUCUUGAAUCCAAGUACCAUUUUGACACAAAUAUAAAACAACCAUGAAUAUACAGUAAAAAAAAAAAAAAAAAAAGAUUUAUUUUGCCUUUGAUUUUGUGCAUUUUUCCAAAAAACAAUCUUGAAAAAGAGGGGUCGUCUUGUACUCUACAAAAAUAUUGUUAGAUGUAAUUGUAGAUGUACAAGCCUCUCGUGGCACAUGUUAGAUAGCAUGACCAGAGCAGACUCGUCUAUUAUACUUGCUUUUGGCCUUGCUUUUUAUCCUUUAUCACAACAUAGGAUCGACCGGCUCCAAACAGUCUGUGAGGUGGAUGGAUUAUCUCAACAAAGGAGAAGUGCUCACUAACAAAUUUAGACAAAUUUGUGGAAAAAAAGGUGUAUUUCUGCAAGAUGACCAUUUAUUUGUACUUAUCUAGGGGUAUUGCUAGAACUUUCCUAAACUAAUUUUUUCCUGCUUACACAUUAGCAAGUAAAAAUCAUAUCUCCGAUUGACGACAGCAUGUGUUUGGGACAUCUGCCACAUAGCCAGAUUACUCUGGGUUUGAAUUUCAGGCCAGACAUCUGUGUGUGGAGUUUGCAUGUUUUCCUUGUGCUUGUCCGUGUUUUCUUGGAUGGAAAACAUUUGGAUUGCUUCAAAUUCACAGAUACCAUUCAAAAUUUUACUAUGCACUUAAUAAUUUACUGCAAUCCCUGGCCUCAGUUUGGGAUCAAAUACACGCCUGAUCAAAAGACCAGCUGAAAAAUGGCAGGAAUUUACAUUUUGCACUGUUGGCUCUUUAGGAGGUUCUAAGUAGAGCUUCAAAAUGAAAAGAAAAAAAAAAGAAACGGAAAAAGAAAAAGAAAGAAAUAGGAGUGAGCCAAAAAAAUUAGAAGCAAUUUAUUACAAACAAGCAUUAAAGUGAAAUAGGCCUCAUCAGUCGAUCAGAGGUUUAAGACCGUAGUCUUUAAAAGCCAAAAUAGUCACAAAAAUGUGGUUGUUACUGGUGCCGAGUGCAGUCCAAUAACCAUUAGACAGCAUCUGCAAGAGAAGGGUUUUCAGAACAGAAAAUGUCUUCAAAGGACUCGUCUCCUUUUGCUCAUUUGGAAUUUGCACGAGAGCACCAACAUGGGACACUGAAAGGUGGAAGCAAGUUUUAUUCACUGAUGAGAAAAAAAUGUGGCCGCACGGUGGUCUCGUGGUUAGCAUGUUGGCCAACACAGUAACAGUCUGGAGAUUGGGAAGAUUCGAAGGUUCGAUUCUCCCUUGGGCAUCUCUGUGUGGAGUUUGCAUGUUCUCCCUGUGCAUGCGUGGGUACUCCGGUUUCCUCCCACAUUCCAAAAACAUGCAUGUUAGGUUAAUUGACGACUCUAAAUUGUCCAUAGGUAUGAGUGUGAGUGUGAAUGGUUGUUUGUCUAUAUGUUCCCUGCGAUUGGCUGGCAAGUCAGCUGGGAUAGGCUCCAGCAUGCCCCCGCAACCCUAAAGAGAAGUGGUAUCAAAAAUGGAUGGAUGGAGAAAAAAAUUUAGCCUUGACAGUCCAGAUGUCUUCCAAUGUUAGUGGCAUGACAAGGAGAUCCCAACUGAGAUGUUUUCCACACGGCACAGUGAAGGGGGCACCAUCGUGAUCUUGGGUGCUUUUUACUUCAAUGGAACAAUGGAGGUUCAGGUUGCGCAGGGGUGUCAAACGGAAGCUGGCUUUGUGGAGAUGUUGCAAGUGGCAUCCGUCAUGACUGAAGAUCCUCGUCUGUGUGGUAAUAACUGGGUUUUUCAGCAGGACAACGCUGCAGCUCACAAUGCCCAUUCUUCCAGAAGAAUUACGUCACACUUUUGGACCAUCCUGAGUGUUCCCCUGAUCGAAAUCCAUUUGAAAACAUUUGGAGAUGGAUGGCAAGGGAAGUUUACAAAAAGGGGCAUCAGUUCCAGACAGUGGAUGCCCUCCGUGAAGCCAUCUUCACCACCUGAGGCAACAUUUCCAUUAGCCUCCUGGAAACACUGGCAUCAAGCAUGCGCAAACCAUUUUUUGAGGUGAUUAACAAGCUGGGACAGCUACUCAUUACUGAGUCAUUUUUUGAAAAUUGCAUUUGUAUUUC